Spinacia oleracea (spinach) is the source of this 902-nucleotide messenger RNA. RefSeq names its product thioredoxin-like 3-3. Bases 441 to 791 code for a protein of 116 amino acids. The transcript is spliced from 4 exons. NCBI's taxonomy places the organism in Eukaryota, Viridiplantae, Streptophyta, Magnoliopsida, Caryophyllales, Amaranthaceae. The record is from RefSeq and is a predicted model, not a curated record.
CACACAAAACUAAACAAAAAGAAGACUACGAUUACCCACCAAAACCAAAACCCAAUUACGGAGUACAUAGUUAUCAUCUAUGUUCAUCUCCUCGUAAAGCUUACUGCUGGCCAAAAACUUAUGCUAUCCUCGCCGGUGUUCUGCUCUUGGCCGGUACUCAAAAACCCUUGUCGGUGCUCCUCAUCCAUAUUGUAGAAAAUUGGGCUGAUUGAGAUAAAGAAAGAGGUUGGUUUAGUGUCUAGGCUAUCCUCGCAGCCAUAACUGAUAUUGGAGAAGGAGAAGCAAAAGGAGGGUUUUAGAGAUUAGACGGACCCCGUAGAGUUUCUUGACUCAAGCCCAUCCGCAAGAAAGAAACAAAAGGCAAUCUGGGUGGUCAGCCCUUCUACUUGGUUACUUCCCAUUGACAAUUCCCAUUUCCCAGCGAGCCAAAGAGAGAUAAAAUGGAAGGUGGAGCGAAGAAAAACGAGUCGAGCAACAUGAAAACAGCUUCCACUGACGAAGACCUCUCUGACAUCCUUCUCCAAAUUCGCGCUUCCAAGACCCCUGCAGUAAUCAAUUAUGGUGCUUCUUGGUGCCGAGUUUGCAAUCAGAUACUGCCUGCAUUUCAGCAAUUCAGCAAAAAGUUCCCAAAGCUUUCGUUUGUUUAUGCUGAUAUAGAUGAGUGCCCUGAGACUACUCAACAUAUUCGCUAUACACCUACAUUUCAGUUCUACCGUGAUGGUGAGAGAGUAGACGAGAUGUUUGGAGCUGGAGAAGAACGGCUACAUGACCGUCUUUGGUUACAUUCUUGAUGUAGUCUUGUGUGGGCUGUAGCCUAGGUUGAGGAUGUAUUCUGAAAUUACAGUAUAUGAACCCAAAAGUUCCUCAAAUUUAACUAUAAUACUACCCAAGAUUUUCCAUUC